This is a messenger RNA of Aspergillus puulaauensis, 1233 nucleotides long. RefSeq names its product bifunctional chorismate synthase/riboflavin reductase [NAD(P)H] ARO2 (gene ARO2). Gene Ontology annotation, molecular function: chorismate synthase activity; FMN binding. NCBI's taxonomy places the organism in Eukaryota, Fungi, Ascomycota, Eurotiomycetes, Eurotiales, Aspergillaceae. Gene Ontology annotation, biological process: aromatic amino acid biosynthetic process; chorismate biosynthetic process. Gene Ontology annotation, cellular component: cytosol. The transcript has 3 exons. The record is from RefSeq and is a predicted model, not a curated record. The coding region runs from base 1 to 1233 and encodes 410 amino acids.
AUGUCAACGUGGGGUGACUACUUCCGAGUCACCACUUAUGGUGAAUCCCACUGCCGCUCCGUCGGUUGUAUUGUCGAUGGAUGCCCCCCGGGCAUGGAGCUCACCGAGGAUGAUAUUCAACCCCAAAUGACCCGCCGACGCCCCGGCCAGAGCGCCCUGACCACCCCGCGCAACGAGAAAGACCGUGUUGAGAUUCAAUCAGGAACCGAGUUUGGUGUCACCUUAGGCACUCCAAUUGGCAUGGUUGUGCGCAAUGAGGACCAGCGCCCCAAGGACUAUGGCAACAAGACUAUGGACAUGUACCCUCGCCCCAGUCAUGCGGAUUUCACCUAUCUCGAGAAGUAUGGCGUCAAGGCUAGCAGUGGUGGUGGACGAAGUAGUGCCCGAGAGACAAUUGGCCGUGUCGCCGCCGGAGCCAUCGCCGAAAAAUACCUGCGCCUUUCGCACGGCGUCGAAAUCAUCGCGUUCGUCUCCUCCGUUGGCAACGAGCACCUCUUCCCCGCCACGGCCGAGCACCCUACCCCAUCAACCAACCCAGAGUUUCUCGACCUUAUCGAGAAGAUCGACCGCAAGACCGUCGACGCCUUUGUCCCCACCCGCUGUCCGAGCGAAGAUGCGGCCGCGCGCAUGACCAAAGUCAUCGAACACUUUCGUGACAACAGCGAUAGCAUCGGCGGCACAGUAACCUGCGUGAUCCGCAACGUCCCCGUCGGCCUCGGCGAGCCCUGCUUCGACAAACUUGAGGCCGAGCUCGCACAUGCCAUGCUCAGCAUCCCCGCCACAAAGGGAUUCGAAAUCGGCUCUGGCUUCGGCGGCUGCGAAGUCCCCGGCUCAAUCCACAAUGACCCCUUUGUUGCCUCCGAAGUCCAGACCCAGCUUGGCCCCGAGAGCACGACGCAACAGCGCCUCACAACGAAGACCAACAACUCCGGUGGUAUCCAGGGUGGUAUCUCCAACGGUGCCUCCAUCUACUUCCGCGUUGCAUUCAAACCACCUGCCACAAUCGGCCAGGCCCAGCAAACAGCCACCUACGAUUUAGGUGAUGGUGUCCUGGAAGCCAAGGGCCGCCACGACCCCUGCGUUGUGCCUCGUGCUGUACCCAUCGUCGAAGCCAUGUCCGCACUCGUCGUCAUGGACUCCUUGAUGGCCCAGUAUGCGCGUGAAAGCGCAAAGUCUCUCCUUCCGCCGUUGCCCAAGACAAUCCCCACUCGCCCUACAACAGGGACGAACUAA